Messenger RNA from Nanorana parkeri, 2140 nucleotides. RefSeq names its product vitamin D3 hydroxylase-associated protein-like. The annotation marks the transcript as partial. Gene Ontology annotation, biological process: fatty acid catabolic process. The record is from RefSeq and is a predicted model, not a curated record. Lineage: Eukaryota; Metazoa; Chordata; Amphibia; Anura; Dicroglossidae. The transcript has 17 exons. Gene Ontology annotation, molecular function: amidase activity; fatty acid amide hydrolase activity.
CUGAUCCACAGAUUAUAGAUGAAUUAUAAUAGGAUGGCGGGGGAGGGGCAGAGCUAUUUCUGGCCCCAUUGUCUGUGCCAGGCCGGAGGGGCAGUGCCCAUUCUCCUCUUUGUCCCGGGAAGGUGGCGGACGGUUUUGCUGGGAGAUGCUGAACUCUCUGCGGUUCCUCUGGUCUGGCAUGGUGGCCGCUCACCUGCUGGUGGCCAUCCUGUGCUGUACGGUAGCCGGAUUGCUGAUCACGCGAUGGUUGGAGCGGAGGCGGAGCUAUCAGAAGAUUGGGAACGCCGGGAUCCAGAGAGAACAUUCCCUGAGACUCAUGGAGAAGGCCGUGCUGCAAUAUCUGGAGCAGCAUGGUGAUGUGGAUGCCGGUGGGAUCCUUUCGCUGUCCCUGGAGGAGUUGGUCAGUCAGUUGAAGAGCGGAUCGCUGUCCCCGGAGGCCGUGCUCCACGUCUAUAUAGAGAAGGUGACACCGUCUGGGGGGACGUUUACUACCAAAGAGCUUGUCUGUCUGGCCUCCCUUUGUUCAUGCUGGGAGAGGGACUGGGGUCAUGUGUGGAUGGGGGGCCACAACAAGCACUGCGGGUUGGUCCACUUCCUGGGAACGCCGGAUGCGGAGGACAGUGCGAUCGUUCAUGUGCUGAAGAAGCAGGGAGCCGUCCCAUUCGUGAAAACCAACGUUCCCCAAUCCCUCAUCAACUUUGAUUGCAGUAACUCCAUCUACGGACAGACUCUGAAUCCGCACAAUCACCGGAAGACGUGCGGGGGUUCCAGCGGCGGGGAGGGCGCUCUGGUCGCAGGGGGCGGAGCCAUCCUCGGAGUGGGCACUGAUGUUCUGGGAAGUAUCCGAGUGCCGUGCAGUUUCUGUGGCAUCUGCGGCCUGAAACCCUCUGGAGACCGGCUGAGUGAGGACGGAUUACUGUCUCCAGUCAGCGGGAUGAGGUCAGCUGUCAAUAUGCCGGGUCCCAUGGCACGAGAUGUGGAUAGUCUGGCUCUGUUCAUGAAAGCCGUUCUCUGCGAUGACCUGUUCCAGCUGGACCCCACCAUCCCCCCACUACCGUUCCGGGACGAGGUAUAUAGAAGUUCGGAGCGUCUGGUGAUCGGAUUCUAUGACACUGACGGAUAUUUCCUCCCCCAUCCAAGUGAGAGGCGCGCAAUCCAAGAAACCAAAACCCUCCUGGAGGAGGCCGGACACAAGUUGGUUCCGUUUGCUCCGCCCAGAAUUGAAUACGCGCUGAACGAGCUUUGUAUCCGCGGAUUCUUCGCUGACGGGGGAAAGACUCUGCUAGACAAAUUUAAGCCGGACGUGGUGGAUCCGAAUCUGAAGCAGCAGCUCCUGCUCUGGAGGACUCCGGCCAUUGUGAAGAAGAUCGUUGCUUUCUUCAUGCGGCCUGUGUUCCCGCGAAUCGCCAACCACCUGGAGGCGCACAGCGGAGUGAGCUCGGUGUCGGCUCUCUGGAGACAUUAUACGGCCAUUAAGGAAUAUCGCCGUGAAUUCAUCGGUGAAUGGAGGAAGCUCGGUCUGGACGCUCUGCUGUGUCCUGCGCUCAGCCCGGCAUUCAAUAUCGGCCACCCCGGCAAACUCUUCGGUAACUCUCAGACACCUCCAUUUAUAAAGACUUGGCGGCUCUUGGUCUACGUGAGCGCCAUCUUUUAUGUUGGGAUGUCGGAUGAUGGGGGAGUCUCCGGGUCCCGUCCAAUAUGGUCAUCCGUGUAUGAGGACAGAGAUGCCGCCAGACUGUGCAGCAUUCUCAGUGGAGGCUGUGCCCGGUGUAGGCUGUGCCCGGUGUGUAUUGGCAGUGCCCUCCUCUGGGUAUGCGGUGCCUCAUCUCUCCUCUCCUCCCCCAGCUCGGUGUCGGCUCUCUGGAGACAUUAUACGGCCAUUAAGGAAUAUCGCCGUGAAUUCAUCGGUGAAUGGAGGAAGCUCGGUCUGGACGCUCUGCUGUGUCCUGCGCUCAGCCCGGCAUUCAAUAUCGGCCACCCCGGCAAACUCUUCGCCGGGUUCAGUUUCACAAUGUUGUUCAAUAUCCUGAACUUCCCGGCCGGAGUUCUUCCCGUUACCGCCGUCAGCGCCGAGGAUGAGGAGGAGCUAAAACAUUAUAAGGGAUAUCACAACGACCUCUGGGACAAGGAGCUCAUCCAG